This is a messenger RNA of Pygoscelis adeliae (Adelie penguin), 3115 nucleotides long. Its product is annotated as GTP-binding protein 2. The transcript is spliced from 11 exons. The record is from RefSeq and is a predicted model, not a curated record. Bases 77 to 1642 code for a protein of 521 amino acids. Lineage: Eukaryota; Metazoa; Chordata; Aves; Sphenisciformes; Spheniscidae. Gene Ontology annotation, biological process: translational elongation. Gene Ontology annotation, molecular function: GTPase activity; translation elongation factor activity; GTP binding.
AGAAGAUGGGAACAUCGAGUACAAGCUAAAGCUAGUGAAUCCCUCGCAAUAUCGCUUUGAGCACUUGGUGACACAGAUGAAGUGGCGACUACAGGAAGGCCGAGGUGAGGCCGUCUAUCAGAUUGGUGUGGAGGACAACGGGCUGCUGGUGGGCCUCUCAGAGGAGGAGAUGCGUGCCUCGCUCAAGACACUGCGCCGUAUGGCAGAGAAGGUUGGGGCUGACAUUACGGUGCUGCGGGAGAGGGAGGUCGAUUACGACAGCGACGUUCCAAGGAAGAUAACGGAGGUGCUUGUCCGAAAGGUGCCUGACAACCAGCAGUUCUUAGACCUGCGAGUAGCUGUGCUGGGGAAUGUGGACUCAGGGAAGUCAACCCUGUUGGGUGUCCUAACGCAAGGAGAGCUGGACAACGGGCGGGGCAGAGCACGCCUCAACCUCUUUCGGCAUCUCCAUGAAAUCCAGUCAGGAAGAACGUCAAGCAUCAGCUUUGAGAUCCUCGGCUUCAACAGCAAAGGAGAGGUGGUAAAUUACAGUGACUCCCGAACAGCAGAAGAGAUCUGUGAGAGUUCUUCCAAAAUGAUCACUUUCAUUGACCUGGCUGGCCACCACAAGUAUCUGAAAACAACCAUCUUUGGCCUCACCAGCUACUGCCCAGACUUUGCUAUGCUGGUGGUUAGCGCGAACACUGGCAUUGCAGGCACAACGCGAGAGCACUUGGGCUUGGCCAUGGCCCUCAAGGUCCCCUUCUUCAUUGUCAUCAGCAAAGUUGACUUGUGUUCAAAAGCCACCGUGGAACGGACAGUGAAGCAGCUGGAGCGAAUCCUGAAGCAGCCAGGCUGCAACAAGCUCCCCCUGCUUGUGAACUCAGAUGAUGAUGCUGUUACAGCAGCACAGCAGUUUGCACAGUCUCCCAACAUCACCCCAAUCUUCACACUGUCCAGUGUUUCUGGGGAAAACCUGGAUCUUUUAAAAGUCUUCCUCAACAUCCUCCCUCCACUGACCAACAGUAAAGAGCAGGAAGAACUAAUGCAGCAACUCACAGAGUUUCAGGUCGAUGAAAUUUAUACUGUGCCAGAGGUGGGGACUGUUGUGGGAGGAACUCUGUCGAGUGGGAUCUGCCGAGAAGGGGAGAACCUGGUGGUUGGUCCCACUGACGACGGGAAGUUCCUCCGGCUGAAAGUGUGCAGUAUCCAACGCAACCGCUCUGCCUGCCGUGUGCUGCGGGCUGGGCAGGCAGCCACGCUGGCCCUCGGCCCCUUCGACCGCUCCCUGCUGCGUAAGGGCAUGGUCAUGGUGAGCCCAGAAAUGAACCCCACCAUCUGCUCAGUGUUUGAAGCCGAGAUAGUGCUGCUGUUCCAUGCCACAACUUUCCGGAAGGGGUUUCAGGUGACAGUACACGUCGGGAAUGUGCGACAGACUGCUAUCGUAGAGAAGAUCCACGGAAAGGACAAGCUGCGGACAGGAGAGAAGGCAGUCGUCCGUUUCAGGUUCAUCAAGCAUCCUGAAUACUUGAAGAUCGGAGCCAAGCUGCUUUUCCGUGAAGGAGUCACCAAAGGCAUUGGGCAUGUCACUGACCUCCAAGCCAUCACCACCAAAGAAAACGGCCUGGAGGAGUCCCUGGGGCCUGGACAGCUGAGCUUCUGACUACCACUAGGUCAGAGAGAUCUCCACUCACCAACACCCAGGGAGAAGGAUGGAAGCUCCCAUGGCUCUCUGAGUGAUGCCUGGAGCUGCUGCUGUCCCGUUCUAGCGUGGGUGUCCCUCCUCCGCACUGUGAGAUGGAGCCUGGGAGAGUUUCUCGCAUUCAGUGCCGUACAUGGGGCAAGUUAAGCAUGUUCUCCACAUCGCCUGCAACUUUCGUUACCCUGCCCUCCUUCAGAACAGAUCAGAGGCACCUGCAGACCUGGGCAGGCAAGUUCUGGCUUUGUUUACUGUUUGAAAAUUACUGGUUAGGAGGAGCAGAACCCUUGAAGACUAGCAGUAAAGGGAUGUUUUCCCAGCUCUGACACAAGAUCUGGUCCCAUUUCUGCUUUCUGAGCACUGGGUUGAUAACAAUCCUCUCUUGAGUCAUCCUGCAGCACAUCCUUCUGGGCAGGGGAUGGAAGAGACCCCGCUAACCACAGUGGGGGCUUGGUUGAACCUCUCAGAAUGCAUUCGGGACACUUUUUAACUGUUUUAAUCUUGGUUGGCUUUAAUCUGCUGUGUGUCCAUUUGUGUGUUGGUUUUGCAUUACUCCGAUCUGAGUGUCUCACUGUUGGGCAAAUGUCCUGUUCCCUGCUCACAUGUACACACUCCUUCAGCAUCCUGCUUUCUGACUCCUGGGAAGCUGUGGCUGGUCCGAGUGGCACAGCCUCCCGAUGUAACGUCUUGAAGGCAGAGUUUGCACUUGCAUCUGUUCCUUGCAGCAGCUGGGCAGGAGGCCGUUCUGUGGAGAGCGGGGCCUGGGCCUGGGCCUGUGUUGGCGUGUGCAGGUUGUUUCUAUGGAUGUUCGGCUGACGGUGCCUUCUGCACGUUGGCAGCAGCGGUUUGCAGUGGGCUCCCUGGUGUGGCUGUUCCAGGUCCCAGCCCAGCCUGCUCCUCACACGCUUGCCUUUAAUGUGUGAGAACAGGCUGCGUUACUAACACAAAACCAGGUGACUUCUGUUGUUUAGAUGUGAUUUGACAGUGGCGUGAUUUUAUUUCUGUUUCUUCUGGAGGAAGAAUUCUUUUCUUUCCCUUGCCACUGGGGUUUGUUGUCAGAGGAAAGCUGAUGUUGCCAGCAAGGACUCUGUGCACAAAGAGUGGAGCACGUUUGUCUCCCGCUCGCUGUCGUACAGCUCCCCUGUGUAGCCUGGGAGGUGCAGCAGGGGCUGUGUAGCUGUACAUAGGCUUUUGGUUUUAUUGUUGACUGUUAGACCAAAUGUGUCUGCUGUGAGCAACGGGCCUUCAGCCAGCCCUGUCGCAUGGCAUGGUGGCCUGCCAGCCCUGACCGAAGGGAAGGGUGAGGACCUGUGAUAGCACUUGGACACCCAAACAGCCCUGCUACCACACUGAUGAGAGCAAGUUCUGCUUCUGGGCUGCUGGCACAGGCAGUGCCUGCGGGGCUGAGUGGCCCGUGCUGAUCUGUGGACGUCGCAA